This is a messenger RNA of Ipomoea triloba (trilobed morning glory), 1578 nucleotides long. RefSeq names its product anthocyanidin 3-O-glucosyltransferase 2-like. Lineage: Eukaryota; Viridiplantae; Streptophyta; Magnoliopsida; Solanales; Convolvulaceae. Gene Ontology annotation, molecular function: UDP-glycosyltransferase activity. The transcript has a single exon. The record is from RefSeq and is a predicted model, not a curated record. Bases 39 to 1532 code for a protein of 497 amino acids.
UUUUGAAUUCUCUCAUCUCAUCUCCGCAGUCCUUUACAAUGGAAGAUGCUAAUAAUAAUAUUGAGCUGGUUUUCGUUCCAGCCCCUGCAAUGGGUCACUUUGUUUCUGCAGUGGGAACGGCGAAGCUCCUCCUCCAAAGACAACCUCAGCUCUCCGUCACUGUCUUGAUCAUGAAAGUGCAUCUCAUUCCCGAUGCCAGGAUUAAUGCUUACAUCGAUUCUUUGAUUGCCGAUGAGAAGGAUAUUAACCCUAGAUUGAAGCUCAUACUACUGCCUGUGGACCUGGAUGCUUUGAAGGGGCAUAGCGACAAGGCUUCCAUCUUCAAAGCCUUCUUCGAUUCUCAGAAGGCUAAAGUCAGAGACUACUGCGUUAAUGAAAUCCAGAAUUCGGGUUCUGGGAGGCGGCGGCGGCUAGCGGGAUUUGUUGUGGAUAUGCUCUGUUCCUCCUUCAUGGAUGUGGCUGAGGAGUUUGGGGUCCCCACCUACGUGUUCUACGCUUUGGGUGCUGCUAUGCUCGGCCUUCAUCUCCAUUUCCAGAGCCUCAAAGAUGACCGUGGUAUACUUGCCUCGGAGUUUAAGGAUUCCGACCCUGAUCUCAAUAUCCCUACAUAUUUCAAGCCCUUUCCGGUCAAGUUACUACCCAGCUUUGUGUUGGACACAACGGACGGAGUCUUGGACCAUGCUAGACGAAUCCGGCAGGCCAAAGGUGUCAUCGUCAACACCUUCUUCGACCUAGAGUCUCAUGCGCUUGAAUCUCUCUCUAAAGACAAUACCGUCCCGCUCGUCUAUCCUGUAGGGCCCAUAUUAAACCUAAACGGUAUUGCCAAGUAUCGAGAAUCGGAGGAGCAAAUCUUGAGAUGGUUGGAUGACCAACCAGCUUCAUCAGUUGUUUAUCUUUGCUUCGGAAGCGCUGCAGUUGGCGUUUUCCAGGAGCCUCAGGUGAAGGAGAUAGCGUAUGCACUUGAACGUAGCGGCCAAAGGUUCUUAUGGGUCUUGAGGAAGCCAUCCAGUUCAGGUUCACUAGUUCCCACCGGGUAUAGCAAUCACGACGAGGUCCUGCCGGAAGGAUUCUUGGAAAGAACUAAAAGCAUCGGAAAAGUUAUAGAAUGGGCAUCUCAAAGUGUAUUUCUAGCUCACCCUGCUGUGGGGGGCUUCGUGUCGCACUGCGGAUGGAAUUCAGUUUUGGAAAGUAUUUGGUUUGGUGUUCCGAUCGCAACUUGGCCAAUGAUGGUAGAUCAACAAGGAAAUGCAUUCCAAUUGGUGAGAGAGAUAGGAAUGGCUGUGGAUAUUAAAAUGGAUUACAAAACAGAUUCAAGAGAUCCGAAAACCAAUAUUCCAAUAGUUCCUAAAAUUGUAAGUGCAAAAGAGAUUGAAAUUGGAAUCACAAGUCUUAUGGACAACUCUACUACCAAUUUUGUAAGGACAAAGGCUAAAGAAGUUAAAGAAAUGAGCAGGAAUGCACUAGAGGAGGGCGGGUCAUCCUUUAAUUUUGUUGAAAGUUUUUUUAAAAAUGUCAUAACCAAUCUCAAAUAAGUGAAGAAUGAGAUCAAAUGUUUUGUAAUAAUAAAGCAUUGGUGUG